Mixia osmundae IAM 14324 is the source of this 1437-nucleotide messenger RNA. RefSeq lists its product as uncharacterized. Gene Ontology annotation, biological process: ergosterol biosynthetic process. The record is from RefSeq and is a predicted model, not a curated record. The transcript is spliced from 5 exons. Lineage: Eukaryota; Fungi; Basidiomycota; Mixiomycetes; Mixiales; Mixiaceae. Gene Ontology annotation, molecular function: C-4 methylsterol oxidase activity; iron ion binding. The coding region runs from base 41 to 1036 and encodes 331 amino acids.
ACAUCGCGACGCUUCCUUCCAAGUAUUGUGGUUCGAUAGCAUGGCGACAGGAUGGCUGCAGAAUAUGGCGGCGAUGGCCAAUACGACGGUAUCGCCAUCGACGUAUACCCAAGCAUCCUCCUUUGGCUCUGCGCUACACGCCAACAAGCUGCCCAACGACAUCUAUGCCGGCGUUGAUUUCGAUAGCCUGAACUGGCUGGAGAGGCAGUGGGCAGCCUGGUAUGUCUUCAUUGGCGAUCCUGUCCUGGCGACGGGCAUCAUGUCCUUCUUGCUCCACGAAGUCUUUUAUUUCGGACGAUGCGUGCCUUGGAUCAUCGUCGACCGGAUCCCAGCGAUGAAGCGCUACAAAAUCCAAGAGGACAAGGUGGCCACACCAGAACAGCAAUGGAAGUGCACAAAAUAUGUGCUCUGGACUCACUUCACCAUAGAAUUGCCGCAGAUUUGGGGAUUCCAUCCGCUGGCCGAGUACUUCGGCAUGGCGACACACGAAGUCCCACUGCCCAAGAUCACCACCAUUGCCUGGCAGGUGCUCAUGUUCUUCCUCUUUGAGGAUAUGUGGCACUACUGGACUCAUCGCGCCAUGCACACGCCAUACCUCUACAAGAAGGUGCACAAGCUGCACCAUCAUUUCUCCGCGCCCUUUGGUCUGGCUGCCGAAUACGCCCAUCCUAUCGAGAUUCUCGUGCUGGGUACAGGCACCAUUGGCGGUCCUCUGCUCUGGUGCCUGAUCAGCGGCGGCAAUCUGCACAUCUUCACAAUGUACAUCUUUGUUCUGCUGAGGUUAUCUCAGGCUAUCGAUGCUCAUAGCGGCUACGACAUGCCAUGGUCGCUACAUCACUGGAUACCGUUCUGGGCAGGAGCCGAUCAUCAUGACUGGCAUCACGAAAAGUUUACGAGCUGUUACUCCUCAUCGUUCAGGCACUGGGAUCAUUGGUUUGGCACCGAUCUCAGCUACAAGCUUCACAAAGCAGAGGCGCGCAAGAAGGCGGCAUGCCCGCCCGGCGAGAGCGCAGACAAGAUUACCAAAUCGCAGUAGACAUCAUCGCAGCUCGCAGUCAGACUGAUCCUGCUAUUGUACCAUAGACACAACGUGUGCAAGCAGAUUUUCUGUCGUGAUACAACAAGAACCAAAUUCACCGAUCUGCAGAUUACAAAUGCGAGAGCCUCACAGCUCGUCAGAUUGGGUGUCUUCGGGCAGGACAAAGUCCCAGCUGUCUUUUUCGUCUCUGUUCUGCAGUCGACAGAGCUCCAGCAGCACGCGGAGCAUGUACGCAGCCAUAUCACGUCGUCGCCAGUGAUCUCUCGCCCACUCCUUGCCCGCCUGUCCAAUCUCUCUGCCAAGAUCGUCGUGUGCGCCUUUGCCAUCGACCCCCGUGAAGAAUGCCAUGAUAUCAUAGAUGUCGCUAUAGUCCAAUUGGACCGGAAUGUAGCUGAGGA